Molecule: messenger RNA, 1835 nt
Organism: Phanerochaete carnosa HHB-10118-sp
Lineage: Eukaryota; Fungi; Basidiomycota; Agaricomycetes; Polyporales; Phanerochaetaceae
Product: glycoside hydrolase family 10 protein
Exons: 7
Coding region: 275-1483 (402 amino acids)
Biological process (GO): carbohydrate metabolic process
Cellular component (GO): extracellular region
Molecular function (GO): hydrolase activity, hydrolyzing O-glycosyl compounds; cellulose binding
Source: RefSeq, a predicted model, not a curated record
AAAAUAUGCAUCAGAAGUGUAUUCCAGAAGAACUCGGUAGCCGACACCUCGCACACGAACUGCGAUGUCCUGGCAGUAGACGUCCUCACUCGUAUCAGCGAGAAGUGGCAUAGCAGCUGCCGACUUUUCUCCCGUGCUUCCAUCUCUACGCUGAACAAGCCAUCGACAAUACUCCCGAGGAUUGGAUUUUGGUGAAAGCGUACUUAUACGUUGAAUCCCGGGAUGUCAUCUCUUCAGGACAGGCUAUCAACUGCCCCAGCUAUCUAGUGCAAAUAUGUUAAGACUUGCUAUACCUUUCUUAGCCCUCGCAGCCCUCGUCUCCGCUGUUUUCGCCCAGUCGUCUGUGUGGGGCCAAUGCGGCGGGAUUGGCUGGACUGGCCCCACGGCUUGUACGACUGGUAAUGUUUGCCAGGCGUACAGUCAGUAUUAUUCUCAGUGCAUCCCUUCCGGCCAGGCCACAUCUGUUUCCUCUGCUCCAGUCUCUUCUUCGCCAACAACAACUGCGAGUGCCCCGGCCUCCACGUCGACUGCGAAGCUCCAUCAGCUCGCAAAGUCGCAGGGCAAGCUGUACUUCGGCACAGCUACUGACAACCCUGAGCUUACGGAUACAGCCUACGAUGCAAUUCUGGACGAUGGCAUGAUGUUCGGUCAGAUAACUCCCGGAAACUCAAUGAAAUGGGAUGCUACCGAGCCUGAGCAAGGCGUGUUCAGCUGGACCGGUGCUGAUCAAAUUGUCAACCUUGCUCAGCAAAACGGCCAAAUCCUUCGUGGACACAAUUGUGUCUGGUAUAACCAGCUCCCGAGCUGGGUGUCCAGCGGCAACUUCACCGCGGCACAGCUCACGUCCAUCAUUCAAAACCACUGCUCUACCCUCGUAGGUCACUACCAGGGUCAGAUCUACAGCUGGGACGUCGUCAAUGAGCCCUUCAACGAUGAUGGCACCUGGCGCCAGGACGUCUUCUACGACACUCUUGGAACCUCGUAUGUCUCCAUUGCGCUUAAAGCCGCACGCUCAGCCGAUCCGAAUGCGAAGCUGUACAUCAACGAGUACAACAUCGAAUAUGCAGGCCCAAAGGCAACAGCUCUGCUGAGUCUCGUGCAAACACUGCAGUCGCAAAGCGUACCGCUGGACGGCAUCGGAUUCCAAUGCCACUUCAUCCUUGGCGAAGUCCCGACGGAUCUACAGACGCAGUUGUCGACGUUCGCGGCGCAAGGUGUCGAGGUUGCCAUCACCGAACUCGACAUCCGCAUGACACUGCCUUCGACGCCGGCAUUGCUUCAGCAGCAGAAGACAGACUACCAGAACGUCAUCGCGGCGUGUAUGGGUGUCGAGGCCUGCGUCGGCAUGACCAUCUGGGACUGGACCGACAAAUAUUCUUGGGUCCCAUCAACUUUUUCCGGUCAGGGUGCUGCUUGCCCGUGGGACGAGAAUCUCGUCAGGAAACCAGCCUACGACGGGAUUGCCAUCGGCUUGGGUAAUUAGAUGCAUGCUUCUUCGCAUCUGCGGCAGAUAUAUGAAGUCCACUGAAGGUGUACCGUACUGAGUUACCAGAUGUCACAUGUUUCUUGGGAGCUGUACCCACGUCGCACCUGAUUACGAGCAAAAUGAGUCUCGAGCGUAUUAAUCUGCGACCAUUGAGCGCUACUUCUGCCUUCUCCCUUCGACCUUCACCGCCACUAUCGCCGCAGGUUUUGCUGUCGCUCCUUCACCAGAGACACGUAUAUUGUGUGACGGUCUGCUGCCGCCGCCUAGCAACCCCGCGAAUACUCUGUUCACCACCCUGGUCAUCUCUCGCUUUCCUUGACUAUCAUUUCUUUGUCCCUGAAGGUACGUU